CUGAUCGAUACUGAGAUGGCGAUGGCAGGAACUUUCCUGCUUGAGGUAGGUCGUUUAAUCGUGACCUCAUCGCGUCGCUCACUUUGUUUGCGUUCUAAGAAAACGAAGUUCGAACAGUCAAGCUGUGAUGGGAGAUUACAUUCCAUUAGGAGAAAUGAACGCAGCCUCGUGCAUCUGAAGGCGGUAUCACAGGGAAGACAACGCGUGGUCGAUGAUGAGGCUUUAAGGUUUAAACGAGGAUCCCACCACGGCGACCACCAAUGGAAACAGGUGUGCAGAAGUAAUUACCGUUUUUACUGGAAUUUGUGUAAAAAAUUGACUCUUGUGGCAGGUGCCGCCGAUGCGGUUAGAAUGAGCGAUCAGCAAAGGGUCCUAAAAUAUGAUGAAUAUGGGCAUAUGACCCCGACGAUUUCUCAAAUUAGGAUCCGGACUCUCGUGAGUAGGUCCGAAAGUUACGAUACCACAAGUGGCAAUGCCUAUUCGAGACCAAUCGACCCUCCAUCCCAGUCUUUGCUUACUUUCUCUGAUCUCCUGCAACGUUGUUCUCUGACACCACCUUCUGCUCUCUUGCCAUCGAAGCUCUGGUCCUUCUCGUCGUCGUGGAACGUGGUCUUGAACCCCUCCCCUUGGACAAACAAUGGAUUUCUUCUAAGUUCUGUGCUUUUCAAAGGGAAUUACUCGCAUGAGGGUAGCGGGACAAUGGCAGCGUCGACAAGCUUUUCAUCCUUUAUUUACUUGCUGCUGGUGGUUGCAUUCAUGACACUUUACCUUGUGUCGCAUAGCCCUUCGAAUCUACACACAAGAUCCCAUAGAAGAACACUUCCUGGUAAACGAAUAAAGGUUCGUGCGGUGCAUCAUGACAAGAAACACCACGAUCCCGUAGCAUUUGAUCCCAUAGUUGCAGACUUUGAAAGAAGAAAAGAGGAUCUAGCAUGGGAGAAGCAGCAUUUCGAGGAUCAGUAUAAGAAAUUGGGAGAGCAACUGCAAAAAAACGGUGGUAUAAGUCACCACGAGGAACCGUAUCGUGGGGAACCUCUUAAGAUCUUGAAGAAUGAUCAAGUCGACCCUCACGAUGUGGAUCCAGAUUACGAAGAUCCUGAGGAGUAUUUGAAUGAUGAAGAUCAGUUCAACAUCACCGAGCGUCUCACCUCAUUGUUCCCAUUGAUUGACAUUAACCCACGGGAUGACUAUGUCACUAGUCUUGAGCUGCUAGAAUGGCAUUUAGUGCAAGGCAAGAAAGCAAUGUUACAUCGAAGCGAUCGUGAAAUGGAAUCUCAUGACAAGAAUCAUGAUGGCCUCGUCUCUCUUGAGGAGUACCUUCCACAUGUGUUGGGCGCAGAACAAGUAGCUGCAGGACACAACAGCACGGAGUUCGACGAUGCUGGAUGGUACAAGCAGCAGUUUGAAGUAUGUGAUAGAGACAACGACGGGCUUCUUAAUGCCACUGAGUUUAAUGACUUUUUACAUCCCGACGACAGUAAUAACCCUCGGGUGCGUCAGUGGUGCCGGCUGGAACAAAUAAGGACUCAUGAUACAAACAAAGAUGGAAAGAUAGGCUGGGAGGAGUUUCACCAUGGAUUGUUCGACCAAUUGCAAGAUGAACAAGAUUAUCAUCACCCCAAACUAGCAGAACAGCUCGAAGCAGAAAAGCUAGUUCAGUCGAAACGAAAAUUCGCUGAACUGGACAGAAACAAGGAUGGCUAUUUGACUGAAGAUGAGAUUGCCCCUGUCAUGGAGAAACUCAGACCAGGAGAAUUAUACUACGCAAAGCAGCAAUCCGACUACCUUUUACAUGAGGCUGAUGAGAACAGGGAUGAACGGUUGUCGCUAGAUGAGAUGCUGAACCAUCCCUACAUUUUUUACAGCACGGCAUACGAUGAAGACGAGUUCGACCCCGCAAUACACGAUGAAUUCCGAUGAAAAUGGCAUUUUGCGGGACUGCAGACCGGAUUUGAGAGAGAUAUACAUACUAUUUGUUUGUUGUGGACGGGCAAAACGCAAGAGGUGUGUUGUACGCGGUGGAGGGUGGAAUGGUGUGGUUUUAUUUCUCCAGAAGAAUGAUUCCAACGUGGAUGCAUGCAUUCAUGCAAAUAGAGGAAAGGAAUGAGAAAAAGAACAGUUCGUAAAGUUAAGUUAUAUAGCGAGUGAUGAUCAGGUGGAGGGAGGAAGAGCCAGAGAAUUAGUCCAGCUGAUUCAUUAAUUGAAUGAAUGAUUGAAUGAAUUUCGGGGGGAGGAUAGGGGAUGAAGGGGAGUAUAAAUUUCGGAGGGAGCAACUUCCUAGUAUUGGCCUUGGGGGGGGGGGGAUUAAUUAAUUAAUUAGGGGAAUGGAUCGAAGUAGAAGUAGAAUUUAGAUUCGAUGCUGCAAUCUGGAAGCUGUUCCCACCUGGACCCCCCCCCCUCCCUCCUCGGAGAGCAACCAGUGACCCACCCCAUUCAUUCAUUUAUUCCUUCACAUCCACCUUUUGCAUUUCUUUAUUCAUUCAUUCUUUCCUUCCUUC
This is a messenger RNA of Physcomitrium patens, 2498 nucleotides long. RefSeq lists its product as uncharacterized. Gene Ontology annotation, cellular component: endoplasmic reticulum. Gene Ontology annotation, molecular function: calcium ion binding. Lineage: Eukaryota; Viridiplantae; Streptophyta; Bryopsida; Funariales; Funariaceae. The record is from RefSeq and is a predicted model, not a curated record.